This is a messenger RNA of Lindgomyces ingoldianus, 902 nucleotides long. RefSeq lists its product as uncharacterized. Lineage: Eukaryota; Fungi; Ascomycota; Dothideomycetes; Pleosporales; Lindgomycetaceae. The transcript has 2 exons. The record is from RefSeq and is a predicted model, not a curated record. Gene Ontology annotation, molecular function: protein binding. The coding region runs from base 25 to 444 and encodes 139 amino acids.
GUCAACAACUUGGGAGGCCUCUAUAUGAAACUAGGCAGGAUGGACGAGGCAGAGGAGAUGUACCAGCGGGCGCUGCGAGGAUACGAGAAAGCAAUCGGGCUUGACCGCCUCUCAACUUAUAUUCCGGCGCUGAAUACCAUGUGGGGCUUUGCUUCCCUGUCCAAGUACCAACGCCGCGUCGAGGAUGCUAGAAGCUGGUAUUCCAAAACUCUCUCAGGGUAUGAAAAGGUGCUAGGAAAAGAUCAUCCAAAGUGCCAGACUUUACGCGAUACCCUUGCUGCUUUGGGCGAAGAGAGAGAAUAUAUCAAUUCUAUAAGCGAGAGCGAGACAGUAGAUGAGCAUGCGCGUCCGGAAACAACUGCCCACUCAUCCACAAAGCCAGUUAAGUUGGCGUCCAAACGGCACAGGGUAUUGCAAAAGCUCGGCUGGAAGCGGAAGGUAUAACAAUAAAAGCGCAUGGUGCCCUGAUGCGUUUGAGAAGUCCGUACGUAGGUUUACAACGGGCAUCAAGAAUGAACAAGGCAUGACAGCUGGCUCUGUUACCUAGUCAGACAAGGUUUCAGCCGGAGACUUACAGACGUCAGAAGCCUGAUGGGGCCAUGGGAUGGGUGACGCUAACAACCCGCUCAUGAGAAGGCCCUGUAGGGACUCUCGUUUGCUAACCCCGCAUGACGGGGCAUUGGACAGCCAUUGAAGGGCAAUGAGCACAAACAUCUGAACACUGCUCUUGGGAUAAAAUCUUGUCAUGUUCCUCUACAGCAUAGCAAGUUUUGGACAUGAUACACGAACUUUGUAGUAAUUCCGAGACUGUCGGAGUGCUGCCGUUGUCUAAGCCUGUGGUGAAAUGUGGUUUUACAGGCUGAGGAGGAAUCCUCCCCGGACGGCAUGAAGUAUAGACAAAC